AUGCCUAUAAAGCGAGAUAUAGGCCACACAACACCCGCGGUCAAUGGGUCAGAUGGACCGGCUGGAGACGAAGUGGUUCAGAAUGGGAACCAUGUCAAUGGCACCGAUGAGAUACUGGAUAUGGUCAUCGUGGGUGCUGGAUUCGCGGGAAUCUAUCUGCUGCAUCAACUGAGGAAACUGGGCUUCAAGGCCAAAAUCGUCGAGGCUGGAUCUGAUCUUGGCGGUAUCUGGUACUGGAAUCGAUAUCCAGGCGCCCGAGUGGACAGUCAGUAUCCGGUCUAUGCGCUGUCCAUUCCCGAAGUAUACCGGGACUGGACUUGGUCAUCGCAUUAUCCCGACCACGCCGAGCUGCGAGAAUACUUUCAACACGUUGAAAACUGCCUUCACGUCAAGAAGGACUGCGUCUUCAACACCAAAGUCACCGAGGCUGUGUGGGACGACGAGACGUGCCUGUGGACGAUCCGAUGUGAGAACGGCCUGACGUUCCGGACCAAAUACUGGACGGCAUGUACCGGUUUCGCGGCGAAACGGUACUUUCCUGACUGGGAGGGCCUGGAGGAUUUCAAGGGUGUGAUCCAUCAUUCCAGUUUCUGGCCCAAGGAGGGCGUCGACGUGAAGGGGAAGCGCGUGGCUGUGAUUGGGACUGGCGCCACGGGCGUGCAAAUCACACAAGAGGUUCAAAUCGGCGAAGACGGACACUUGGAAAUGUUUCAGCGGACCCCGAAUCUAGCGUGCCCGAUGAAUCAGGUAUACCUGACCAAGGAAGAACAAGCCAAGGUCGUCGAGGAGCUGGCGGGGAGAUUUGCCGACCGCAACAACUACUACAAUGGCUUUCUCUAUCAAUGGCGCGACAACUUGACUUUCGACCAUUCAAAGGAGGAGAGAAUGGAGUUCUAUCAGAUGUUGUGGAAGAUGGGAGGUUUCCGUUUCCUCAUGAACAAUUACUAUGACAUGACUCGCGACCCGAAGGCCAACCAGGAGGCGUACGAAUUCUGGCGAGAUCGUGUACGAGAGCGAGUUCGCGAUCCGAGAAAGCAGGAGCUGCUUGCGCCGUGGGAACGCCCUCAUCUCUUUGGCGGAAAACGCCUUUCCCUCGAGCAGGACUUUUAUGACCACUUCAAUAAACCCAACGUCGACGUGGUCGAUGUUAGAAACAAUCCUAUUAAAAAAUUCGUCGCCGACGGCAUCAUCCAGGAGGACGGGACGUUCCAUAAACUCGACAUCAUCGCCCUGGCCACGGGCUUCGACUCCAUUACUGGUGGACUGAAGGAUAUGAAGAUCUCGGGCGUCAACGGCGAAAUCCUAACGGAUAAAUGGGCCAAAGGCACCUGGACAUACUUGGGCAUUUCAACUGCCCAUUUCCCCAAUUUCUUUUUUACAUACGGCCCGCAAGCCCCAACGGCCUUCUCGAACGGACCCUCGUGCAUCGAGAUCCAAGGCGACUGGAUCGCGUCGGUCCUCGCAGACAUGCGCGAGCGAGGCCUCAAGAAGAUCGACCCCGAGCGGACCGCCGAGGAAGACUGGAGAAAACUGGUCUUUGAGCUGAUCAGCGACACACCCCGAGGGAAGGUCGACUCGUGGUACAACGGAGCCAAUAUCCCGGGCAAACCGCGCGAGCAUUUGAACUACGCUGGGGGCAUUCCACGGUACAAGAAGACGCUCGAGCAGGUUAGAAAAGACGGAUAUACUGGGUUUACCCUUGCAUGA
This is a messenger RNA of Fonsecaea pedrosoi CBS 271.37, 1707 nucleotides long. RefSeq lists its product as uncharacterized. Gene Ontology annotation, molecular function: flavin adenine dinucleotide binding; NADP binding; N,N-dimethylaniline monooxygenase activity. Lineage: Eukaryota; Fungi; Ascomycota; Eurotiomycetes; Chaetothyriales; Herpotrichiellaceae. The transcript has 6 exons. The record is from RefSeq and is a predicted model, not a curated record. Bases 1 to 1707 code for a protein of 568 amino acids.